This is a messenger RNA of Penaeus vannamei (Pacific white shrimp), 5879 nucleotides long. The record is from RefSeq and is a predicted model, not a curated record. Lineage: Eukaryota; Metazoa; Arthropoda; Malacostraca; Decapoda; Penaeidae.
CUAUUUCGCCCAGACCGGCGUUAAAUCUAAUAACCCUCAAAUAAUGUAACUCCAACAGUGUGAAUAUUUCAAUCAGAAAGCAAAUUUCCAUUCAGCAAGUGAAUGAGCAUACCCAGAGGACAACGAGUCGUACCGGACCCGAACAGUCGCACCUCUGACCCAGUUGAGGCACAAGGGCUGGGCAUGUGGCAGUGGAUUUGAAACUACUUGGUGUGGCGGGCAGUGUUCGCCUGUCCUAAACAGACUGGGCUCUCGUGUACAAACUUGCUAAAUGGUGGAUACAAAGUGGAUAUUUCAUACCCGGUUAAUUCAUUUCGAUUUUAAGGAUAGAGACUUACGUGUUUACCACAAUUACCAGCGAGUACUCCAAACAGCAAUGAAUUAAAAGGAGUUACUGUCUGUUUUGCAAUCUCUCUGCACCAUCCACUUGGAGAUGCUCUGCUGUUAUCUCCCACGACUAGGAAGGAUCACGCUCAACGUUGAGGCUGCAGUUUCCAUAAAUCGGACUCGGCCGCUUGGCACUUGAGGAGGAGCGGCCGAGGGAGCGCGAGCAGUGCCGCCGCAGAGCCCGUGAGAGGUCAUGGACCCCGCCGCGUGAGCGCCGGGUGACGGGGAGGGGGGCGUGUCCAUACUCUUAACCUCGCAACUCGCGCUAAUGGCCACUGACCGCUGGUGUCUCAACUGCCUGAAGACUUGUGGUGUCCGCAAACAUACUCUGAACGACGGGAUGUUGACUCGGUAAAGAAGAAAGAUCUCGGACAAGAUAAGUUCCUGUGAUAGGAAGUCCGCGCUCCUGUUUACAUUAGCAGUUAGGACCGGCAAUUAACGCGAUUGCUGCAGAUGGUCCCGUCUGUUCGAGGCUCGAUUGCAUAAGGAGAACCCAGUGAGGACCAUGGCGGGCUUCAGGAUGCUUUUGAGGUCCAGCUCGGUCGAGGAUGCUGGUCAGGAUACCCCGAUCCUCAGGGGCCCGCAGCCAGAUUCACGCUUCAUAACGCUGCUGGAGGCACUGAAGAAAAGAGAUUUAGCGAACGUGAAGACCCUUCUUGCGCGCGGGCUUUCCCCCAACCACAGGGAGCCUGCACGAGGCAACCGCACGCCGCUCAUCUACGCCGUCAAGCAUGACUUCACUGAAGCCGUCUUGGAGCUCGUGGCCGCGGGCGCGAAUGUGAACCUCGCCGACGCUGCGGGCAUCACGCCGCUACAUAUGGCCUCGGGUGGAGGCCACAUAUCCACUCUCAGGAUACUGAUAGCACGAGGAGCGCCUCCAGACCCACUCGACAACCAUGCUCGCACGCCCCUCCACUACGCCGCCCGUGCUGCCAAUCCUGGUCCAGGAGGAAGCAACUUUGUGAGUGUGGUUGAAAUGCUUCUGAGUGCAGGAGCGCUGCUCGGGCGUCGGGAUGCAGACGGGCGCCUCGCCUUGCACAAUGCUGCGACUGCUGGAAGCUCCAAGCUCAUCAAAAUCUUGGUGCGUGGGCGAGGGAGCUCCACCAUCAACUUCAAGGACAAGGAAGGACGGACUCCAUUGCACUGUGCGGUGCUGGGGGCGCGCUCGUUAGAGGCGGUGACCUCACUCCUGGACUUUGGAGCGGCCAUCAACUCACAGGAUCGACAUGGCGACACAGCCCUGCACAUGACGGCUGGGCGGCCCUACAACCACGUGGACGACGAGUUCGACGGGAUGUGUUUGGAGCAGCUCCUGUCACACGGAGCUUCGGUGGCGGCAAAGAACAACGAAGGACUGAAUGCCCUUUCCCUUGCUCUUAGACGGACCAUGUGGUGGGGACGACCCACCGCCAGAGACUAUGUGUUGCAUGCCGUGCAGCAGCUUGUGGCCAAGGGAGCCUGCAUUCAAGACGGCUUUGCAAUGUGGCGCAUGGUAGAGAGUUUCCCGUCGCUCGUGCCCAUUGCCCUCAAUAGGUCCUUUCGAGCGAACACCUCCGCUCGAGAUUCACCCCUCCUUCAGUUAGACCUCGAUUUCGGCCCGUUGACGGUCGACUGCCAGCAGCUGUGUGAGAUCCAGCGGCAGAGACCACUCAACCCACAAGCAGAACUGCCCCUCCCGCCGCCCCUUCUUCGAGACUCCGAAGUGUCAAUGCUCCACUACAUCAUGUGGGCAGGACGAAAGAGCCUUCUGAAGCACCCACUCUGCCAUGCCUUCCUUCACCUAAAGUGGUUUAAAGUGCGUAAAUACUUCCUGGCCAAUGUUUUCUUCUACUUUUUCUUUGUUCUCAGUCUUACUGCUUUUCUCCUUUCCUCCCACAACUGCUCAAACGAUCCAGAGACGUCUGGAAAUGUGACUUCAUUGAACGACUCCCUGUCAAACUCAAGUUCCGACGCUGAUCGCAACUACAGUUUCAGCUUCGAUUACCUAAAGGAAGAAGGACCGCUGAGAUGUGGUUGGUCAGGUGAACACGUGGUGGGACUCACGUGGUGGUGUCUAGUCAUAUUUAGUGCCUUGUUAGACUUGCGCGAGAUCGUCCAGAUCUUGCAAAAUCCUUUCAUUUACAUUCGCAAUCUUGGCAACGUGAUUGAUGCCACGCUGGUUGUGUGUGUGCCACAGAUCCUGGUUAGUAGUCUGGAAAACAAAGAAUGCUGUCUGGCAGAGUGGCAGCAGAGUGUCGGCGCCAUAUCCAUUAUCCUGGCCUGGGUCCGACUGAUGUUGUUUACUGGACAGUUCCCCAGUUGCGGCGUCUAUAUCGUCAUGUUCUCCACUGUGGCCAAGAAUGUGCUCAGGUUUCUACUUAUGUAUGUGCCAGUCCUUGUAGCCUUUGCUUUAGGAUUCCAUGUACUGCUUCGCUCAAGCACCACCUUCCAAGACUUGGGCACAUCCCUUGUUACUGCGCUGGUAAUGAUGACAGGAGAGCUCGAUUACGAGUCGACUUUCCUCACGCCGCAGCCACCCUUGCCGUCCGAGUCGCAGGUGCUCUCAAUCUGCAUUCUGGUGGUGUUCAUUGUCCUGGUCUUCAUUAUACUCUCCAAUCUCCUUGUGGGUCUGGCUGUGAGCGACAUGUACGCCAUUAAACAAAGAUCAGAAGUGUUGCGUCUCACUAGGCAUGUGGAACUGAUGUUGCAGGUUGAGAACCUCUUCAGAAACAGCCUAAUUCCCCGCAGACUUCAGAAGUGUCUCCUGAGUAGUAUUAGCCUCACUUCUGGUCUUUCAUCAGAUGUCACGGUGUCUGUAUACCCCAACAGAACACAUGGCUUUGCAGAUACUAUAUUCCUGUUGCUUAUCAGAAUAGUCAGAGCAAGGAAGCUCCUCACCAAAAUCUUCGAGAUUUUUGUAUCGGGAUUCAUAGCCCCUGAGUAUGAGCCCUCACUCCCCUCCCAGCUCAUGGGCGAAGCGGUUAACAUGGCACUUAGAGAACAUGAGCUGGACAAGCGAGAAGAGAGACUCCAUCUCCGAGCAUUGCAAAUAGGACAAAACAAACAGGCAGGGUCUUCCCAGCAAUCUAACUCCCAAGUUCCAGUUACCCUGAGGUCAUCAAUCAUUAGGCCCUCUUGUGUAGAGAGAGCAUCCUGGAGAUGGACUCUGGCAAGUGAUACAGAUGUUGAAGAAGAUGGAGACCUCUUCCAUCCUCCUUUGCAGCAACAGACAUCAACUUGGAGCACGCGGCAUCCCUCCAAUUCAGGAGCCCAGCGGAAUGUUUUACCUGACUCUCACGCUCGUCUUGAAGAACUAAGGAAACUAGUUAUUAAUCUUCAGGCGGCUGUUGAAACAUUGUCCACAACGGUGCAACAAAACCAAAGUACAUACAGAACUACAGCAACUGUGCUUGGAGCACAUUCUCUCAAUGAUGUUACUGUAUAAAUUAUGCACUUAUUAUACAUCCAUUACCUUGCAUACUAACAUUUUACAAAGGUUUCUUUUAAAUUGCAAAAAUUAUUUAUUAUAUUUGUGUUAGUCACAUGCAUGUGGUAAAUAUAUUACAUGUGACUGACAAUUUCAUAGAAAUCAAAACAUUUGUGUAUAUGUACAUGUUAUUUUUUUUAUUUUCAAUACAGUUUAAUGUAAAUGUUCAGUUAUUUCUAAAGAAAACAUUAUUCAGUACUUCAUUGCUGAAUUUCAGAUAUUGUACUGUUAUAAUUAUAUAUAGUUGGAAUGGGGAAACUCAAAUCAACAGCUAAAUGUAAAUCUAAUACCCGCCUAGCUUCAUGAAUAUAUUAAUAUAAUGCUGAGGAGUUUGCUUCUUGCAAAUUACUGUUUACAAGCAUUGCAAUGAUGAGUAAUUGUCAAGUGGCAUUGUGGCCUUAGUUUUCCUGUCACUAAUAAACAGAGUAUCUGUAUAUUACAGUAUACCAGAUAUUUAUGUAAACUCUAGGAGUAUGAUAUGAAGGUGUGUAAUAUCUAUAUAUGUAUGUAUUGAGUGUAUAUAAGCAAUAAUGCUGCAAGAUUAGUUGUAUAUAUAAAAAUGGUGGUCAAUGCAUUUGUGUAUAUAAAUAAUUACUUAGGUUUUAAAAUGAACUUAUCAUACAGUUGUAGUAUAUAUGGCUGGUUGUACUUACCUGUGAUUUUCAGAUAUAAUGAAAAUAAAUGUUAAAAUGCAAUAGAACUAUUGACUCAUUUUGGAGGAUUUUUUUUUUGACAAGUGAGGUUAACCUUUGCAUUUUAGAAAAUAAGUAUAUAUUUUUUGAGUAUGCUGUUGCAUUAUCUAUGAUACAAAGUGACUAAAAUGUUACCUUAAACUUUAUCUUUAUACAUAGAAAUUUAGUUAACUAGAAGUAAAAACAUCCAUCUAUAGCUAAAAGUUUGAGAAGCUUGAAAACAAAAAAGUGUUGCCCUAUGUUCUCAAAAUAUAAACAGAAUUGAACACAAGUUGGAUAAUGCUUAUAAGUCUUUGCGUCUUGUAAAUUCUAAACAAAAGUUAUUGGAGUUUCUAAAACCUAAUCAUAUGGUUAGUAUGAGAAACUUUGAUUCCUUUUGUUAAUGUCAGCUAUUCUUAUGCAUCAAUUGCAACCCAAGUGAUUUGUUUCAUGUAUGUUUGUUUUUGUGUGUGUACUUUAAGACUAACUUUCAUUAGCUUCUUCUCUGGCCCAAUUAUUUUUUGUUGUACUUUUCUAUAUUACACACUUAUUAGGACUAAUGCCAUCCUUCACAAAACUACCAUAUCUGUACCUGGCUUAUUUUUAAGACCCAUUUUAUUUUUGUGUAAUUGUGUAUACCAGUGUAAUUUGUGAUAAAUCUAACAUUAUAAUCAGUAUUUUUACUAUGAUCAAUAUUUUAUUAUAUCAUCAUCCAUAUGUACUCCAACUAUGAAGAUGGUAUUAUUUCAUCAGUUCUUGUUAUCUCCUUUGUCAUUACACUUUUAUUACCCCCAUUAUCAAAUAUAUUUAUCUUCACUUUUUGUAUAUACAUAAUUUACUCUGCAAAUUUUGUUAUGUGGAAGAUUAAUCAUGGAAUGUUUCCAAGCUUUCUCUUCUGAGUAAUACAGUUUAAAUUGUAAUGUUGUCAUGGUGCUAUAAUUUGUAGUCAAACUGAUGUGUAUACUUUAUACUGAUUAUUUUAUGGAACUGUUUUAAGAUGUAUGUCUGUAUAGUUUUAUAUAUAAUACACAAUUUCUAUUCCUUAAAAAAUACCAUUGCCUUUAGAUUUAAUUUCCUAUAAGAAUAUCAGAAGUCAUUAAAAGAAAGAGAAGUUGCAAUAAAUAUAUAUUAAUGGGGGUUAAAAGGAAGGGCAAAAAUUCAUUCUUACAGUGUAUUUACUUGGAAAUACAAAUAUGGUCAUUAGUCUUCAAAAAUCUCUUUGCAUAUGACUCUUAAGAAAUUCUAGAAUAUGCUAUCUACCCCUUAUUGGGAAAAGAAAAUAAGACAAGAAAAAACAAUAUGAACAUGCAGUGUAAAAUAUAUUCUAUUCUGAAGUACAUAUCAAAUAGCUAUAA